AAUAUUCUCUCGGUAAUAUAACCGACUUUAGAACACUGCAUACCAUAAAUAAAAGAGCGAAUUGCAAAAUCAAUCAACAAUCAGUAAAGUCAUAACAAGAACGCGUUUAUCACUUAAGAAAUUUGUGUCAUUUAAACAAGAAUUUUCUGUAAAGUGCUUUGUAAAAAAUGGGUCGAAGAAAAAGUAAAAGAAAGCCACCACCAAAGAGAAAAGCAAUUGAACCUUUAGACACACAAUUUAACUGUCCAUUUUGUAAUCAUGAGAAAUCCUGUGAUGUAAAAAUGGAUAAAUCGCGAAAUACAGCUCGAAUAUCAUGUCGAGUUUGCUCGGAGGAUUUCCAGACAACUAUAAAUUUGUUAUCUGAACCAUUGGAUGUUUAUAAUGAUUGGAUUGAUGCUUGUGAAUCAGCGAAUUGAUUUUUUAAUUUUGCACGUGGGAUAAAUUUAAAAAUAACGUCUGUGAAUGUAUUGUAAUUAAACAACGUUGAACUGUCAUUAUACAAUCGAUAUGAUUUAACAAAACAUUUUUGUAUGUUUUUCAUUGUUUUGUUUUGUUGGUUUCUUUUUUGAAAAAUAAAUGGCUAAUUCUUUAAUAAUUAA
Molecule: messenger RNA, 599 nt
Organism: Leptopilina heterotoma
Lineage: Eukaryota; Metazoa; Arthropoda; Insecta; Hymenoptera; Figitidae
Product: transcription elongation factor 1 homolog
Exons: 2
Coding region: 168-416 (82 amino acids)
Biological process (GO): transcription elongation by RNA polymerase II
Cellular component (GO): transcription elongation factor complex
Molecular function (GO): RNA polymerase II complex binding
Source: RefSeq, a predicted model, not a curated record